Pochonia chlamydosporia 170 is the source of this 1191-nucleotide messenger RNA. RefSeq lists its product as hypothetical. The coding region runs from base 1 to 1191 and encodes 396 amino acids. The record is from RefSeq and is a predicted model, not a curated record. The transcript has a single exon. Lineage: Eukaryota; Fungi; Ascomycota; Sordariomycetes; Hypocreales; Clavicipitaceae.
AUGUUGAAUCUGCUGCUUGUAGCACUGCUGGUUCAGCACUCAGCAGCAGAUAGUCUUGCCUCGUCGACUCCCCCAACUUCAACCUUAUCUGCCGAGGCUCCUUCAUCUACGGCAUCUACAGUCAAACAGCGGACCUCUCACCCCGCGGCGGGAAAGCUCUCUCUGGGUAUUAUUGGUAAUUCGACUACAAUACAUGUACACCUUGGCCAAGAAACAGCAUCGACUAAAGCAGCUGCACUGCGUAAAGGCGAUAGCUCCUUGACCGACUUGUCUCCAAGCAUAGCACCUACGGCUGGUCUGACUACAAUCACGACUGUUAUCAGGAAGACUACUGCAACUUCCUCCGCCCAACUUGCAGAUAUCUUGCAGGGCAACUUGAGGAUAAACGAAGCCGGCAACUGGAACUCAUCACGCCGAGAAUCCAAGGCAGAAACCAUCUACUCAUCUCCUAACACAAACCAGAUAUCAAAACAUGCCACACCAACUACACCUCACACAAGCAACGCAAACACAUCUCCGGCACCCAUUCCAUCUCCCUAUACCUCCCCAUCCUCCCCCAUCCCAGAGCAAACAGCCAUCAACCUAACCUGCCAACAACUCCAAAAACGAACACCCCCCUCCUGCGAACCCGGCAGCAAAGGCAACCAGUUCUGCAAAACCAACUACCCCUGCAAUCCCACCCUCCACCACUUCGAGACGUGCCAGGACAAACAAUGCCGCUGCCUCCCCAUCCCCUGCCAGCAGAACAAGCCCGACGCAUGCACCAACCUCCCCCAGCAGUGCAGCCAAGACGAAUACCCGCAGUGCAUCCUCGAGCCCUUCCUCUACGGCAACCAGACCGUCUGCCAGUGUCGACCGAAACAGCCCGGCUGUCUGGUCUUGCCGAACCCGCACAAGUUCUGCCAGGAGAGGCUGACGUGCGCGGGGGGAAGGCAGAGCACCAGCCACGACGUGAAUCUGGUGUAUCCCGCGUUUCCGCAGUGCUCUACGGGGGAUGAGUGGGAGGCGUUUCCGCUGGGGAAGUGUGUUUGUAGGGAGUUUACGUGUACGGUGCCGGCGGCGGGGGGUGAUUUGGAGUUUUGCGGGGGGUAUGUGAGGUGUGGGGAGGGGAUGAAGGCGGGUUGUUUGCCGAAGGUUACGGUGGAGGAUAUGAAGGGCGGGAAGGGGUUCUGCGCAUGUGGAAAGGGGUAG